GUGACCAUACUACUGUAUACUUCAUCUUAUUUGCACGAAGGAUAUGCGAGUACAGCUGCACACCCACAGCAUGUCUAUCGUGGCGCUUACCAAGCGUCUUCCUUCAAGAGCAUUCCUUCUUCAAGUGCAUGUGUCUGACGUGCCGCUCAUGUGUCAAGAUACACAAUCCGCGUGUCACGCCUCGUCAACCGAAGAGACAAGAAAUUAGCACAGACAACACUGUCCAUCGUUCUUGCUCUCAUGUCAAACGCACCAAAUUAGACAUACAACAGGUAGUAACCACUCCCUAUUCCGAACUUGCUAUACAAUCACAGGAUCCGCCUCUAUACCUCGUCAGAUACCACAUCAUCUCAACAACCAUUUGCGGGUAAGCAAAAGCUUCGGAGUCGUUUGUAACAGGUCGAGCGCAGCCGUCGCCUUCGUUUCUAGCGUCCUAUCUUGCGAGGUUAAGGUCUUGUAAUCAUGUGCACGAGAGAAACCUACUGCGGGUCGAAACCCGAAGGAAGAACGAUGUCACUACUGUUUACCGUUGAACCGUCGAGUGGUGCACUAGCAAAACUCCUUCAACUCGUGGAACCUUACUCGAGCUCUCUACUCCACGUGGAAUCGCGCACGGCCGAGAAAGCCGACGGCUCCCUCGACGUCUGCCUGCGGUGUACGCCGAAAGAUGAGAGCAACUGGAGCAACGGUUUGCAGCACCAACUGCAGGGAAACGGUGCGAUUAACGUGCGAAUCUUGCCUGAGGAGUCGAGCGACACCUCGACUAACACAGUGCCGUGGUUUCCUCGCCGAGCGUCGGAUCUCGAUCUGAUGAUGUCGGAAAUCUACGACUUCACGACGGACCCUGACGCGGCCAAGCUGCCGGAAUUCCAAGAUGAUGCAUAUCAGAAAAGACGAAAGUUUAUCAGCGAACAAGCUUCGAAGUACAGGCAUGGCCAGCCCAUCAUACCGAUUGAUUACAAUGAAGAAGAGACCCAAACAUGGAGAACGGUCUUCCGAGAGGUGACUAAGUUAUACCCAACUCACGCCUGCAGACAGCACAACAAAGCCUUCAAUCUCAUGAAGUCAUCCUGCGGCUACUCAGAGGACAAAAUACCCGACUUGGAAGGGGCCUCCAAGUUCUUGCAAGAGCGCACAGGUUUCAGGCUCAGGCCAGUAGCGGGGCAACUAACACCGAGGGAUUUCCUGUCGACGCUGGCGUUUAGAGUCUUCUGCUGCACGCAGUACAUCCGCCAUUCGUCGAAUCCGCUCUACACGCCAGAGCCCGAUGUUUGUCACGAGAUAUUGGGUCAUGUCCCGAUGCUUUCCGACCCUGCAUUUGCUGAAUUCACGCAGGAAAUAGGGCUUGCUUGCUUGGGAGCACCGGACGAGUUCAUCGAAAAGCUUUCUACGCUCUAUUGGUUUACAAUCGAAUUUGGAAUCUGCAAAGAAGCUGGCGAAAUGAAAGCCUACGGUGCAGGAUUGCUGUCCUCGUUCGGAGAGAUGAAGCAUGCUAUUGAGAGCAGCGAAGUUCAACGAUUUCCGUUUCAUCCACCCACAAUUACGGAACAAAAAUACUCACUGGUCGGGUACCAAAACACUUAUUUUUACCCAGAAAGUUUUGAAGACGCUGUAAAGAGAGUAAGGCAGUAUGUGGCUUCUAUACCCAAACCGUUUCAUUGCCGCUAUAAUCCGUAUACGGAGGGAUUGGAGGUGAUGUCUAACCGUGAGGGAGUGACGCGGUCACUGUGUGAAAUUGAAACGGAGCUAGAGCGUUUGAAGAAACUGGUGGGAAAGCUAGAGGUGCAAUGACGGUCUGUUGUAGCACUUGAGGGACACUCCGCGUGCAAAUUUAUCACGGUCUUGUGAUGACAACUUUGGCGUCAGUCGACGUUUGUUUCACAUUAGCUAUUUAUUUUAUGCUCAAUGGAAUUGUCAACGGAGGAUAAUCAGGAUUUACGUCACAAAUAGAUGAAAUAGUACAAAAAGUAAUAAAUGUGACGUCAGACUUCCA
Molecule: messenger RNA, 1993 nt
Organism: Corticium candelabrum
Lineage: Eukaryota; Metazoa; Porifera; Homoscleromorpha; Homosclerophorida; Plakinidae
Product: tryptophan 5-hydroxylase 1-like
Exons: 13
Coding region: 463-1791 (442 amino acids)
Biological process (GO): aromatic amino acid metabolic process
Cellular component (GO): cytoplasm; perikaryon; axon
Molecular function (GO): iron ion binding; tyrosine 3-monooxygenase activity
Source: RefSeq, a predicted model, not a curated record